Molecule: messenger RNA, 670 nt
Organism: Spodoptera littoralis (African cotton leafworm)
Lineage: Eukaryota; Metazoa; Arthropoda; Insecta; Lepidoptera; Noctuidae
Source: the annotation of a GenBank genome assembly
UAAUUUAUUGAAUAUCAAGAAUAUAUUUGUGUUUGAUCAUAAUUUUGUCCAUUCUGAUCUCUUGAGCGUAGGUGCUAAGUAUCGAACAAUAAUACAAAAUUUGGCCCAACUUCCAAAAAUGUGGAGUGAUUCUUUGCUGAUCGUAUUUAUUUCUAUAUGUACUGCAUUUUUAGGUGAAGGUCUAACAUGGAUCCUUGUUUACCGAACCGAAAAAUACCAAAAACUUAAGGUUGAGGUUGAACGUCAAAGCAAAAAAUUGGAAAAAAGAAAAGAAGCUCAUGGGGACUCUUUGGAUAAACAACAUAAAAAGAAAAUUGAGAGAGAAGAAGAACGACUGAAGAAUAACAACAGAGAUCUUUCUUUAGUCAAAAUGAAGUCUAUGUUUGCUAUCGGUUUUGCAUUCACAGCUCUACUCAGCAUGUUCAAUAGCAUAUUUGAUGGUAGAGUAGUAGCUAAACUUCCAUUCUACCCCAUCUCGUGGAUCCAAGGUCUCAGUCACAGAAACCUACCUGGUGAUGACUACACAGACUGCUCAUUUAUCUUCUUAUACAUAUUGUGUACAAUGAGCAUCAGACAAAACAUUCAAAAGCUCCUUGGGUUUGCUCCCUCUCGUGCUGCAUCCAAACAAGGUGGAGCCCUGUUUGCAGCACCUCCAGCUCAAUUUAAGUAA